Messenger RNA from Didymodactylos carnosus, 6030 nucleotides. The record is from the annotation of a GenBank genome assembly. NCBI's taxonomy places the organism in Eukaryota, Metazoa, Rotifera, Eurotatoria, Philodinida, Philodinidae.
AUGUCAAAAUUCGGUGGCUCUAAUUCGAAAAUUCGACAGAAUUGUUUAAAUCUAUUACCAAAAUCAAAUCAGAGUCCCUAUCGUACUAUGUCUCAUCUGCAAAAAAUGCGCUUCACGUUGAGGAAAAAGUAUGAAAUAACCGCAAAAACCAGAUUGUCACCAAUUUUAAAAGAUCUAAAAUUGUCAAACAAUAUUUUGCCGCCACAGAGACGUUUAUCAGCAAUAUAUCUGCUACAGAUUAUUCUUGAUGAAUUAUUUUCGAUGAAUACUGAAGAACGGAGUGUUUAUAAGCGCAUGAUAUUAGAAGGAUUUGAUAAAAAAGACGGCGAAAGGACAAAUACAAUCGCUUCACAUGCAGUCAAGUAUACAUUAGAUUUCCUUCAAAAAUACCUCGUUACUCCGAAUGAUGAAGAUUUGGUACUCGGAUUUUCUCUUGUUUGUGCAAUCUGCCGUCUGGCUGAUCAUCGAUGGUUUCGUCAUGCAUUAUUUAAUCAUACACCAGAAAUUUUUACUUUAACGCUCUUUUUAAUUAGUCAAAAGCAGUAUGUAUUAGUCAUUGCUGGGAUUCGAUUAUUUACUUGCAUACUGAACGCUGAUCAAAUGCAAAUGAAAUAUUCUAUUAUGUUUACAACAUAUGACCGUUUUGCGACAAGAAAAUUGUUAGACGCAUUUAAAUGGUUAUUCUCGCCAUUUCGAUUAUUAGAAAAGCAACGUCAACCAGAUACCACAUCCUCACCAGAAAAUACAGUUUCUGCUUCUAAAAAUGCUGGAACAUGUCUGACAUUAGCAACUACUACAUCACCGACAACCAUAACGAAUCCUCUUCUGUCGACAGUUUCAGCGCUUGAUAACUUUCGAACACCAACUGAAAUUGAAAAAUUGUGUAUGGAACAUUGUGAUAUAUUAACUAUUAGAAGAGAUCUUCGUUGUUUAUUCUAUUUAUUACGAGGUUCCGUGGAAAAUUGUUCGCAUGUUACUAUCGAUGAUGUUGAAUCUUUAUUGUCGGUUAUCUCAAUUAUUUAUGAUAUGCUGUACGAAUCUGAAUCUGAAUCUGAAUCUGAAUCUGAAUCAGACGAUAAAAAUCAAAUUGACACUGCCAUUACUGCUAAUGAGAAUAUUGUACAAGAACUAGACACUGAGUUAUCAGCAAAUUUUUCAAAAGAUUUGAUAUCCUCCUUUUACAAUGUAUACAAGAAGGCAAAUAGUUUGGUGCGGACAAGCAGAAUUACGCAUAAAGAAAAAGAAGAGAAACAACGCGUGCAGUUUUUGUCAAAAUACAAUGAUGAAUGGCAAAAAUUAAACGGUAUGCAGCUACAUCACGAUCACGAGAGCUUAAAGCUAAAAUAUGAUGAGUUAAACGAACAAAUGAUACAAAUGAAUGCUCAACUUGAGCGUACUCAAACAGAACGGGAUCAGUUGAGAAAUCAAAAUCUCAAUUUAGCCAGAGAAACUGGUCAAAUGCAAAACGCAUUCGUUCAGUUAUCGAAUAAUAAUCAGUACCAACUAUCAUCUAGUACAAAAGCAAAUAACGAUAGUAGUAAAGAUAAAACGAUAAUGGACCACAAUGAAACUUCAAAUAAUCAAAUUUUAGAUUUGAAUUCUCGUACUAUAACUGCUAUUCAAGCAAAAACGUUUAUUAUUGGAAUUAAUCGUAGACGAACUGCAUUUAUUGAUGAUGAUCUUAGAAAAUCCCUCUGCGGCUCGUUGAAACAUUUGGGCUCUGAUCUCUAUAGUUCGUCAGCGCAUUUCUUGCACGAAUUAAUUCAGAAUGCUGAAGAUAAUGACUAUAGUCAUUCCGUUAUUCCAAAACUACGAGUUGAGUUAGAUAAUGAAUAUAUCCUGUUAUCAAACAAUGAACAGGGUCUGCGACCAAAGGAUGUAUUGGCUAUAUCGAGUCUUGCCGUUAGUACUAAACAAAUUGGAAAACAUAUAGGCCAUAAGGGUUUAGGAUUUAAAUCUGUUUACUCUGUUACGAAUAAACCAACAAUAAUUUCUGGACCUUGGCAGUUUUAUUUUCAAGUAUCUGGUAUUGAUGAAAUGUCAUAUAUAACUCCAUAUUGGUUGGAAUCGCCACUGUCAGAGAGAAUUUUGCCAAUCAUUUCAUCGAAUUCAUCAGAUACCCAUAUAUAUUUGCCGGUGAAAUUCCAGCAACAUUCAUCAACAUUAAACAAGUUUCUGAUUGAUGUCUCCCGAGCCAUCGAUCCUUGCAUUUUAUUACAUUUAAAUAAAUUAAAGCAUUUGGAAAUUAUAGAUAACAGACAAAAUCAGUCAACAGCUAUAGAAAAAAGGAUACAGAAUACUGAUGAAAAGCUGCUUCAAGUAAACGAAGUUGUGUUUGAGAACUUUAAGUUUUACAAUUUAAAUUGUUCGAUUGUUGAAUUAUAUACAACAAACAUAAAAAAAUACUGGAAAUUCCGUGUGUACACAUGUGUAAUUGAAAUACCGUCAUCAAUAAUUCUGGAAAUCUACGCAGGACUUCCUGUAUGUGAUCUUGGUCUUCAGUUUAUCAUUAAUGCUGAUUUUCAUCUGGUAACAAAUCGUGAAAGUGUUCGAGAAAAUGCUGAAUGCAAUUCUUAUUUACGUGACCAUCUGUCUGCGCUCUUUGUAUACGUGUUAAUAAAUGAUUCAUAUCUACGAAAGAAUAUUAGUUACUAUUGUCCAUCGUUAACUCAAACAAGACGCUUGUCAAUUUGGUGGCUUGUUAUGGUUGACGAUAUAAAUAAGUACAUCAAGAAUAAUUUAUCAGUUUUAUUAGAAAUUCAUGAUGGCAAAACUAUUCGUAUGAUCAAUUCAGAUUUAUCAUUGUUGGUUAGUAAUGAUCAACUGUUUAAUUGUGCUAACAUUCAAGUUGUUGACAAUUCAGUAUCGCCAGUUUUCUCUGCAGAACGCUUAAAACAGUACGGUCUACAAACCGUAUCAGUGAUGGAUGUAAUAAGUUGUUUUCCUGAUAAUAAAGAUGAGUCAAAUGUGUUUCGAAGUGACUUCACAAAGUGGUCGCGGCAGCAAAAUAAAACAUGGUGGUUGUUACUAUUUCAACAAAUACAGAUCGCAACCGAAUCAGAUAAAACGAUUACUGGACGUCUCAUUGAAUUAAUGUGCAAAAAGCCAUUAUUUUUGACUCUGAACUGUCGUCAGUAUUUUCCAACAAAUACAUUAUUGUUCAUUACUGAUGAUGACGAUCUCCGAAAUAUGUGGAAACCGGAAUUAUUAGCCAUAGAAUAUGAAUCAAAAUUUGAACGUCAAGUUCUAUUAGAUUUAAAUCUAGUUCAAUUAUUAACGAUUGAACGAAUGAUUGAAAUAAUAAUUCACGAUCAUUUGCAAAUAGCCAAUAAGAAAGCAAAAAACCUUGCAAAUAUUAGAUCGUCGAUUUGGAUGGAUUUGGUUUAUUUAAGGAAAAAUAUUGAAAAUUUAAAAUAUCAAUUAAAAAAUGAAUCGUUUAUACCUGUUCUGAUUCCUACACAAUCUCACACUUUGUAUUCAGCUCAGAACUUAACAAUACCAACUGUAUUAGCUCGUGACGUACGAAAAUAUAUUCGAUCACAAAACCAAACAGUGAUUGAUUAUCCGUAUCCAUCAAGUGAUAACGAAGAUGUAUUAGAAUGGGAAUUAUUUUUCUUAGCGAUUGGCUGUAAGCCAUCAGUAUUAGUCAUAUCUAAGAAACAUGAAUUUGACAGUCCUCUAAUUUUACCAUCGUUCACUACUUAUUCAACUUUAUCAGCUAAAUUAGCUGAAAAUAUUUUACGUUAUCAAUCAGAAGACAUGCUGAUGACAAUACAACACUUUCCAAUAUUAUGUUCAAAUAAUGUAAUAUGUCCAAUUUCAACAACGUACGAUCAAACAUUGAUUAAUGAUAUGCAGCUACUACCAAAUCUUGAAAUUCCUACACAUACACGAGACUUAGCGGCUUUAUUGGGCGUUUGUACUGAAAUUAAUUUGAGAUCGUGUUUAAACGUUUUACAGAUAUUAAGUAAUAGUCAAAAUAAAGAUGUUGACUUGUAUAUUGAAUGGAUAGUUCGUUUACAAUUGUACAUUCGACAACAACAAAAACAAUUUUACAUCGAAGAUAUGUUAUCCGCGUGUAAAUUAUAUAUGCCUGAUUCGGAUAAAUUUUAUUCAUUAAAUCAAUUAUUCAUUAUGGAUGUCAAAUAUAGUGAAGAAAUACAACUAAUUACAAAAUAUUUAAAUUAUGAAUCUAUUUCACCCGUUCGUAACAAUAGAUAUUGGCCGCUCAAAACAUUAUUCAUGGAUCUUGGUUGUAGUUGUCAACCAACCAUAGUACAACUGAUUGCUGUUUUGCAAUUGAUUAAUGAUGAUACAAGUCGUUUUUAUCAGAUUAGCGAUUGUAAAAUGAUUUUGACCGAUAUAGGAAAGGAAAAUAUCUGUAUUUUAUUACAAUAUUUGGAAAUAUUAUUAUUGUCAGAUAUGGAAAGAUACCAUCCAGAACUAUUUGAUCUAGUUAACCGACGAGAUACGAAUACGAAACCGCCAUAUGGUAGUAGAGAAGACUGGAAUUGGAGAUUUAGUUUAAUACCAUCACAUUCCAAACUUCGAGCAUUGCUACCCACUGAAAAUGAGAUAUACAAAGUAAAAGGUUGUAAAUUUAGUACCACUCAGUUUGAUGAAACAUGCUUCAUUCCAAUGUUAACCAGUGAUCAACAGCUAGUUUCUACUUCAAAAAAUAUCGUUUAUGCAUGUGCAGAACUGAAGCUGAUUCAAUAUUUUGUAAAAGAUAACAGAAUUCGUCGUUUCAUAGCUCCGGUCAUCGUGAAAAAAUGUCCAGUACUACUUGCAUCAUUAAACAUUGAUUAUAUUGAAAGACGUGGCUUAGUUGCAUGGGACCAUAGAGUAAAUAAUCUCGAAUUUACAUUGAAACAAUUAUCAACAAUAUUUCAGCAAGCACUGAAUGACAACCGAUUACAAGUGAUCGGGGUGAAUUAUACGUCCACUUGUCUUUAUUUAUCAGAUAAUACACUAUUGACUGUUGAGAAUGUUAGUAAUGUUUCUGACACCGAUAAAUAUAUUCUUGAAUCUGAUAAUCCAUUUUGGAUAUUUGAUGAAACUGUGGUUCUAUGUAUUGGACAUAUCAAAGAUAAUCAAGCAAAAGCAAUGAUCGCUGUUUCAGCACUAAUAGCUCUACUUCACAAACGAAAAUAUAUAUCAUUAGGUGAAGCAAAAAGAAUAGCACGAGAGAAAAUACAAACAUGUACUGCAUUUGAUUCCAGGGAUAUAUCAUCAAAAGCAGGUGCAAAAACGGAUUUUUUUUCACUCGCGGAUAUUGUAUUUCCUAUUGAUCAUGAGUUAUUCAUUCAGAACCCUAUUUCACUUAGAAAAUAUUUUAUUACAGAAAAAGAUACUCAAAUUCUAACUGAUGGAACGCAAGCUAAGUUCACAAAGCAAAGUUCGACAAUUGCAAUUGUCGACAAUGAUCAUUCAAACAUCGAUUAUGUUGUUGAUGCUCAAUUGUAUGAAGCACGUGCACGAGAAUUAUUCACACGGCUAGAAGAGAAACAUCAACAGCCAGAACACCGUUUAAAAACAUUGUCUAGUGGGCUAUUGGAUAGAACAAACGAAGAACCAUCGAUGAUGUCAACAAUUGUUAAUUCAGCAGUAAAAGAACAAAUCGGACAAUGUGUUGAACACUUUUUUUAUCAUUGUUUAAAAGAGAUAUAUGGUGCUGAUAUAACACCAACAAAUAAUUGGAAAUCAUCAGCACGUUUAUUACUGUUUCCCAAUUUACGUCAAAAUAUUGAUGAUUCAGCUGGUUACGAUUUCAUUAUUGAAGACACUCGCCAGAUGUUUGUACAGGGUGUUCAAGAUCGUAUUAUAAAAUGUUUCAUCGAAGUUAAAGGUAUUAAGGAAAAAUAUGAUAAAACAAACACUACCUUUCAUAUAUCGGAUAAUGAAUUACAAAUGUGUACCAAUAUUGCUGCUAAUGAGAAACGAAAAGAAAGUGAAGCUUAUCUGAUUGUCAUUAUUGAAAACGUGUUGAAUGCGUCAGCAAUUAAUAUUGGAACUGUUGUUGCCUGGUAA